UUGGAGAAGGAGCGUGACGUGGCAGAGAGAGCCUGAGACCCGAAGAGCCCCUGCUUUUUCACUCCCGCAAAGUAAUCGAGUCGGUCUCCUUAAGAUCUUGGGUCAAAAGCUCACAAAAUUGCCUGACCCUCUUGAAUUUUCUAGGGAACUGAUAGCCAAUUUGCGUAAAAUUGAACGAAGAACGGGCUGAACUGAAGGAGCAGUGUGCCCCCGCCACAUCAUUAUCUGGGCUUAACGUUAGUUUAAUUUCAAGUAACGUUAGCUAGCUAGCUGCCUCUAGCUAAAUUCUGUGGGCGACAAAACAUGGGCCUUACAAUUUCAAGUGUCUUUUCCCGUCUUUUUGGGAAGAAACAGAUGAGGAUUCUGAUGGUUGGUCUGGAUGCUGCAGGGAAGACCACCAUCCUUUACAAACUGAAGCUCGGAGAAAUUGUUACAACAAUUCCCACUAUUGGGUUCAAUGUGGAGACCGUAGAAUACAAGAACAUCUGCUUCACAGUAUGGGACGUCGGUGGCCAGGACAAGAUCAGACCCCUCUGGAGGCACUACUUCCAAAACACUCAGGGUCUCAUCUUUGUGGUGGACAGCAACGAUCGCGAGCGCACACAGGAAGCCUCAGAGGAGCUGCAGAAGAUGCUCCAGGAGGAUGAGCUGAGGGACGCUGUGCUGCUGGUGUUUGCCAACAAACAGGACCUGCCAAAUGCCAUGCCCAUCAGUGAAAUGACUGACAAACUGGGCCUGCAGAUGCUUAGAAGCAGAACUUGGUACGUCCAGGCGACCUGUGCCACCCAGGGGACGGGCUUGUACGAGGGACUGGACUGGCUCUCCGACCAGCUCUCCAAGCGCUAAGCCUGCCACGAGGAAGACUGGAGGUGUUAUUUAACCAAGGACAUGUGGAACAGAGCUGACCUAGGCUUUGGUGAAGAAAGAAAUCUAGUUUUGCAUUCGAUCGUCUCUGCGUUCUGCGCUCAGACGGCUUCGGCAGCACAUCCCCCCCAUUAUUCCCUCCUUAUGACCAUCAUGGCUGCCAGUAUUCACUACUCAUAUUCUGAUGCAUAUGUAGCAAUAUGCUAUCAAUGAAGGCAAACUGCAAUCCCAUAAAGUAAUUCAGAACUGACCUAUAUUUUUGGGGUGGGAGGUUCCAGGGGAUAUGGACUAGCACAAAGUUUUUUUUUUUUUUUUUUUUUUUUUUUUUCCUCCCUCAAAUUACAGGGCAGAUAUGUGUGUGGACCAUUCUAAAACUUGGAAACCUGACACCCCCCCCCCCCCCCCCCCCCCAGUAAAUCUUUUAGGCCUUUCAGAUUUGUUAUAAAGACAUGUAGCCUCCAUUUCUGUAGUCCACUUCAGUCAUUCCUGGCUGUGUCAGCGUGCUGGCAAACCUCUCUUACUGUGGCUUUCUGUGUAAAUAUGACAGCAGUUUCUUUUUCUCUAGUUAUAAUGUCUGCUUUAAUAAUUCAAGCACUAUUUCUCUACUCUGCUACAGAGAAAACGCCUCGGAAAACAAUCUGUCUAUCUGUUGCUUAUUUUCAACAUCGUCAUUGAUACUGAAGAUUUGUUUUGGAGGAUUACACAUUUUAACUUAUUAGCUCUGUUUCCAAGUUUAGCCACAACACUUUUUUUAUAUAUUUUUUUCUCCAACUGAUGUAAAUCUUGCAAUUGUUCCAGCUGAUUCACCAUAUCUGCCAUUGGAAUUGGAUGAUUAAUUUGGGGAUUUUUUCCCCCCAAUUUUGUCUUUUUUGGAUCAAAUAACGUUCCAAUUUGAGCAUUAUACUCCCAUUUACCAUUAUAAUUCCUAAUAAAACACUUGAA
Megalops cyprinoides (Indo-Pacific tarpon) is the source of this 1806-nucleotide messenger RNA. RefSeq names its product ADP-ribosylation factor 4a (gene arf4a). Gene Ontology annotation, cellular component: cytoplasm; plasma membrane. The transcript is spliced from 6 exons. Bases 304 to 846 code for a protein of 180 amino acids. Gene Ontology annotation, molecular function: GTPase activity; GTP binding. NCBI's taxonomy places the organism in Eukaryota, Metazoa, Chordata, Actinopteri, Elopiformes, Megalopidae. Gene Ontology annotation, biological process: intracellular protein transport; vesicle-mediated transport. The record is from RefSeq and is a predicted model, not a curated record.